GAAUUAUAAUGUACAUCAAAGGAUGCCGCCGAUUUCUUGUGUGUGUGUCGAGAGUUUUGGAGCAUUGAAAAAUCAUCUCCGAUUUUAUCAUGAACAUGGUGACACAUUGGAGCACGUGUUAUUGCAGCCAGCAGGUGUUUAAAGCAGCGUGGGAGACAGUAGCGCGUUCCAACGAACGUUGUGUUGAUAUCCCCACCCACAUUCACCUAUUCACCCUUGAGGGGGGUGGUUUUAGAGGGUCAUCAUAUUGCUGCAUAUAACACAAAUUCAAGACAGUAUCAAAACAACAAAUGUCAACCUGUCAAAUGCAGUCAAAUGUCAACACAGGUUGUAAUGGCUGUGUCAGCUGUUGUGUUGUUUCAUAACCUUCAUCAAAAAUGAUCAUCAAUAUGACAUAAAAAAUAUUGUCACUCAUGGAAAAAAAGUCAAUUGGCAAAAUGUAACAGCCAAUGAUCGUCGACGCCUGGAGAAAGGUGAAAAGCCGUUGAGUUGGUCUGACCAAACUCAGUUUUAGCUCCGAAAAAAAUUCAAUAAUUAAUUAAUAAAACAAUUUUUAAUUAUUGAAUGUAUGACAAUUGGAUAGAAAAACCAACGGGCUACUAAAAGCUGGUGAUGAACCACUACGUAUGAUCGGCCGUGUUCACAAUCUUGUUGGUAGACUAGAAUUCUAUAAACCUGAUAAAUGUCAUAAACAUUGAAAGGCCGAAAAGGAAAAAUAAAUUUGUGACGUUCUUUUUUAAUUAAUUAAUUGUUUAACAUAUUAAUAAUUAAAUAAAAAAAGUGACCAAGUGCAGGGAUACAUAAGAAAGACUCCAGGAACAAAAUACUGAUUUCUUACAAAGCUUGGCAGUUGUAAAAAGUUACUUUGAUGUUAUUUUCUAACUCGGAAAUUCACAGUGGUUUUUCAUAGGGUGGUAUGUCAAUGAUGAUAGCCGACGGCAUGUAACUUUAUCGAUUGACUCUUGAAAAGUGAUAAUCACGUGAUGAAAAAUAAAGUUGACUGAUAGAAAAAAAAAUCAUAAUUUAUCAACGAUAAAGACAAAUUUGAAAAAAAAAAAAAGAAAAAAGUGAAUAGAAGAUAAUUGUUGUUGUUGUUUUUUUUAAUUUAAUAAAUUGAAAUAAAAAAAUUAUCAAUCUGGAGGAAGAUAAUAGCAAAGAAGAUAUCAAAAUGACGGAUCAAAGUGGUGCGGGUUCACCCCAACAAUUUUGUUUACGAUGGAAUAAUUAUCAAACAAAUUUAACAAAUGUAUUUGAUCAAUUGUUACAAAGUGAAAGUUUUGUUGAUGUAACAUUAGCAUGCGACGGUCAUUCAGUAAAAGCUCAUAAAAUGGUAUUAUCAGCAUGUAGUCCAUAUUUUCAGACAUUAUUUUUUGACAAUCCAUGUCAUCAUCCAAUUGUCAUAAUGAAAGAUAUUAAAUGGCCUGAAUUAAAAGCUGCUGUUGAAUUUAUGUAUAAAGGUGAAAUAAAUGUAUCACAAGAACAAAUUGGACCACUUCUUAAAGUUGCUGAAUGUUUAAAAAUACGUGGUUUAGCUGAUGUUAAUAGUGAACAUGAAUUAACAUCACGUCCAGCAUUACAACAACCACAACGAUCAAUAACACCACAGCAACAAUUAAGUGGUGCACAAAAUAGAAAAAAACGUCGUAGAGUAUCUGAUGAACCAUCAUCAAAUGUACCAAGUUUAACAUCAACACCAAGUAUGCCACCAAGUCCUGAUCAUAAUUCAAUAAUAACAAAUAAUAGUAUGAUUGAUGAACAAGAUAAUAUGAUUAAUAUUAAUGAUGUAACAUGUCUUGGACAAUCAUCAACACCAAGAUCAUCAUUAUCACCAUCAAAUCCACCAAGUAUAUCUGUUACACCACAAAUUAAUUUACAAGAAAUACCAGUAUCAAUGUCAUUACAACCAUCACCACAAUCAAUGACACCAUCAAGUCAAAAUUCACAUUCAAUUGGACACCACGUGGGUGGCAGUGGUAGUCACGUGUCAUCUGGUGGACUUGCGUCAAUGAAUCAUCUUGGUCAGCAUGUAUCACAAUUGAGUGUUGUACAACAACAACAGCAACAACAGCAACAACAACAACAACAACAUCAACAAGCACAGCAACAAGCACAACAACAAGCACAUCAACAACAACAACAGCAACAAGAACAAGCUCAAAGAGCACAACAUCAAGUGCAUCAAAUACAACAACAACAUCAUCAUCAUCAAGCAUUAUCUGCUGCACAGCUAGCAAGUCUUGAUGAUUUGGAAAUCAAGCCUGGCAUUGCUGAGAUGAUUCGCGAGGAGGAAAGGGCCAAGUUGUUGGAGUCUUCCCACGCUUGGCUCGGUGCCUCCACCUCCAAUAUAUCAGCAGAAAGUUACCAGUAUCAGCUUCAAUCAUUGUGGCAAAAAUGUUGGAAUACAAAUUCUGGUCUUGUUCAUAAUCUUCGUUUUCGUGAACGUGGACCAUUAAAAUCAUGGAGACCUGAAACAAUGGCUGAGGCAAUAUUUAGUGUACUAAAAGAAGGAUUAUCACUGAGUCAAGCAGCAAGAAAAUAUGAUAUUCCAUAUCCAACAUUUGUACUCUACGCAAAUCGAGUACACAACAUGCUCGGACCAAGUGCAGACGGAGGAGCCGACCUGAGACCAAAAGGACGAGGAAGACCACAAAGAAUACUAUUAGGUGUAUGGCCAGAUGAACAUAUUAGAGGUGUUAUACGUGCUGUUGUAUUUCGUGAUGGAACAAUUGUCAAAGAAGAAACAACACCAAUAUAUCCAACACUUGGAAAUUAUGCUUGCAAUCGACCUGAUUCUGCGGUUAGUCCUGGUGCUGCUGCGGCUGCGGUUGCUGCGGUUGCACAAGGUUUACGACAUCAAAUGUGUAGUAUGGUUGCAGCAGCACAAACUCAUCAACAUGAUAUGAUUGCAACAAAUUUAUCAGCAAACUUCCAAGCAGCAAUACAAGUUAAUCAACAUCAUUUAAAUAAUAAUAGUGGUACAAGCAAUAAUAAUAAUAAUACAAAUAGUAAUAAUCGUAAUUCACCAUUAAUAUUGGGAUUACAAAGUCCUGGUUCAGUUGGUCCACCAGAAAGUCCAAUGGAAGGUAGCCCAUUGGCAAGUCCAUUGGCACCAUUAAUGGAUCCAGCACAUAUACCAAAUAGUGUUGAUAUUGGUAUUGGUAUGUCAUAUAAAACACAACGUAAUUAUAUUAGUUCAAGACCAGAUAAUUUAUUUCAAGAUGAAAUUGCUGAUUUAGUUGUUAAAACAUCACAUCAUAAAAAUAUUGAUAAAGAUAAAGUACCAGUUAAAAUUGAACCACUAAGUGAUUCAAGAAGUGAGCAAUAAGUCUUUAUUUAUUUUUAUUAUUUUAUUUAUUUUAAUAUAUAUAUUAUUUAGAGGCUAUUGGGAAUGUAAAAUUAUCAAAUUUUAAUCAACAUUUGUAUUUAGAAAUUUUUAGUAAAAUUUAGGAAAUUAAUUGUCAAUGAAUAAAUAGCCUCAAGAUUUUUUGAUAAAAAAAAAUUUAAAAACAAAAAAAGCGUAAAAAAUCAAAAAAAUCAAAAUAAUAAUAAUAAUAUUAAAAAAAAAAAUUUAAGGAACAUUAAUAAAUGAAGCGAGUGCGAAUUUUGUAAAAAUAAAAUGAUAAAUAUUUGUCUUAUUUCGAUUACUUUUUACUUAGAUUUAAAAAAUUGUCAAACAAAGAUUAAAUUUAAUUGACAAAAAAGAAUAAAUAUAAAUCAUGAACAAAAUUAAUGAUUUUAUUUAAAAUAAAGUCUUAGAAAUGUAUAAUAAAAAUUAGUCGAUUGUCGGACUGGUAUGUGCGCCAAAAUACCUUCCCUUGCCCUUAAAAAUAAUAAUUUUUAAAACAAUUUUUAAUGAGUAGAAAAUCAGUUGAUAAAAAAAAAACAUUGAUUUAAAUAAAUUAUGAAAAUAUAAUAUUAUAAUUAUUUAACAAAAUAAAACAGUUUAAAUAAACAUAAAAAUAUCCAAGUAAUUUAUAUGUACACAUACGGAUUACAUUUAUGUUAAUGCCAAAUGUAUAAUAGUGAAAAUCGGUUGCAUGUUAUAGCGAACAAUUUGAUGAAAAAAAAUUUGAUUGAAAAAGUAAUUUACAUACAAUGAGAAUAUAUCUGAAUAAUCUCAAUAAAAAAUACAAAAAAAAUUGUAAUACAUAAAGUAAAAUAACGCGACAAUUUCUAGUCAAUCACAAACGUCCACGUAUUUAUAAAAAUGAAAAUAAAUUAAUUUGAAUUAAUAAUUAAUAAACAAAUAUUUGAAACAAUAAAUAUUUUUUUUUUUUAGUUUAUAAAUGCGUGGAUUGUUUUGUGCGUUACUUAAAUCGUAUAGGCGUGAAAAUGUACAAAAUUUCUCACUGUCUUGUCUAAAAAUUAUACGAAGAAAAAAACAGCAAAUUAAAAAAAAAAUUUCGACAUUCGAAAGGGAGUCAAAGACUUGGAAAAUGAAUAUAGAAUUUUUUUUUUUUUGUUUUGUUUUUUGUAAAAUUAAUAAUAGGAAAAAAUAAAAGUAAAUUUAGAAAAAAAAAGAAACAGUAUCAAAUGUGGUGCAUCAAUUUGGCAAAUUUGUAAAAAAAAAAAAAAAAAAAGUGUCUAAUUAUUAAAGCGUAUUGCCUUCCUGCCAUAUUUGGGGUAUGCCAAGUAUAAAAAUUAAACUAUUUAGGAUUUAAAAUUAAAAAAAAAAAUAAUAAUGAAAUUUAAAAAAUAAUAAUAAUAAAAUAAAAGAAAGUGGAAAAAAAAAAAAAUAUAAAUAUUAAAAAUUAAAUUCUUGUAGACUGGAUCUUUGAUGAAUUUCUGGUGAGUUUAUUAUUAUUUUUUUAAUUAUAAUUAUUAUUUUUGUGAUAAAAAAAAUAAAAAAUAAAAACGAAAAAAAAAACAAAAAAAUUGAAUGAAUGAUGUUUUAAUGGGUUGUUUUAUUUUUUUAUUUUUUUAAUUAAUUUAUUUGAGAGAUUGUGCUAUUUUUCAAAAUUUUAAUAAUCGCCGUUUGUUGUUAUAUUUCGGCCAGAAUAAAUUAUGGGACCCUGGGAUUCUCGAUCACUCGAAUCCCAAUGAAAAUUAAUAUGAAAAUAAAUAUAAAAAUUCCCUUUGAAAUUUCUACUAAAUGUAAAAAAAAUUUAAACAAAAAAAAAAUACAAUUCGAAGUGGCCUUCGUAAGAGAAAACAAAUCUCAAUGAGAACAUUGUUUUGGCUUAUUUCAUUUGUGUCUAGGAAUUGAAAUGAAAGUUCUCGCCCGUCUCGGUCAUUUUUUAUUUCAUUUUUAUAUAUAAAAAAUAAAAAAAGAAGAAGAAAAUCUUGACUAAUUAACAAUAACUUAGCUUGGCAUUUGAUUGAAAUUGUAUAUAAUUUACAAAAAAAUAAUUUGAUUAUUAAAUAUAAAUUUUUCUACAAUGAAUAAAAAUAAUAUUCGUGAUAUUUUUAUUUUUUCAAAAUUUUUUAAAUAAUAAUAUAAAUUAAUAAUUAAUUUUUUAAAUUAUUAAUAAUCAAGCCAGACUAAUUUAAAGCUAAUUAAAUCAUGAAAGAUAGAAAAAUUUAAGAAAAGAAUAAAGUGAGAUUUUAGACAAGUGGAAUUCAUUCCAAUUAGCACGAUGAUAAUUAAUAAUUUAAAAAAAUAAAAUAAAAUAAUAUUCUUGAUACAAAAAUUUUUGUGCAAAAAAAUAAAAUAGAAGGAUAUCUUACAACUAAAAGCGGUAAAAUAAAUUUCAAAAAAUAUCCUUACUAUUAUUAGAAAAAAAAAAUGUAUACGUACUUGAAAAAUAAAUAAAUAAAAUGUUUCUACAAUUUAGGCUAAAAAUGUGUUCAAAAAUAAAAUAUUAACUAAAAAAAAUGAUAAAAGUCCAGCAAAUAAAUUUUUGAAAAUAGAAAUAAAAUCAUGUUUUAUUCAAAAUUAUGACAAAGAGACCGAGCGAGCGAGUUUAAUGCGCAAAAGACAGCAAGUUUGAGACUAAAAAUAAAAAAAAUAUACGUGCGAUUGUGAAAAAAAAAAUUAAAUUAACUAUUGUAUAAAAAAAAAAAAUUAAAAAAAGUAGUAAGUGCCUUCCAAAAAAAAAAAAAAAAAUGUUUAAGAGUCCCGUAGAUCGUGACCAGUUUUUAAGUGAAAAAACCAAAAAACAAAGUCAUUUGAAAUUUUCGAAAUAAAUAAUAUAGAAAAAAUAAAAAAAACCUCACGAAAUAAAUUAAUAACCAAACUGCAAUAUGUCGAUGAAAGAAAAAAUAAAAUUAAGUAUGUAUGGAAUGAGUGUGUUGCUUAAAAGUGUAUUAUGAAAAAAAAAAAAAUAUAUAUAUAUAUUUAAAUGAUGAGAAAAGUCGCCUGUCGUGCAAACGUCAGAAACACUAUAAAAGUGUCCAAUUUGCGCGUUUGCCCGUCAUGCCUUUUCGCACACUGAAUAAAAAUGAAGUAAAAAAAUUAAAAAAACAAUAAUUAAAUUCCGUUUUGGAUCGAUCCACUACCGGUAAUACCCUGAAUGGCAUGUCUGUAGGAAGUUUAACUCAAUUUAUGUUAUUUAUUUAUUUAUUAUAAAAGAGUAAUAAUAAUAACAAGCUAAAUUGAAAUUAAAAAUAUUGAAAAGAAAAAAAAACACACAAAAAACAUCUUGAAAUAUAAAUAAUUAAAAGCAAAUAUAUAAAAAAAAAAUUAUUAAAAGAAAAUAAAAACAAAAAAAUGAGUGAGCUCGGAUGAAAAUUAAGAAACAACCUUCCUUUCCACAUUUUGAUAUAAAUAACUGUGAACAUAAAUUAAUUAAAUAAAAAUUAAAUAUAAAAAAAAAAACCUAUAUUACAUACCUAAAUUGUAA
This is a messenger RNA of Aphidius gifuensis, 6782 nucleotides long. Its product is annotated as protein bric-a-brac 1-like. Lineage: Eukaryota; Metazoa; Arthropoda; Insecta; Hymenoptera; Braconidae. Gene Ontology annotation, biological process: regulation of transcription by RNA polymerase II. Gene Ontology annotation, molecular function: DNA binding; protein binding. The transcript is spliced from 13 exons. The record is from RefSeq and is a predicted model, not a curated record. Gene Ontology annotation, cellular component: nucleus. Bases 1169 to 3325 code for a protein of 718 amino acids.